Messenger RNA from Canariomyces notabilis, 920 nucleotides. RefSeq lists its product as uncharacterized. Bases 189 to 713 code for a protein of 174 amino acids. NCBI's taxonomy places the organism in Eukaryota, Fungi, Ascomycota, Sordariomycetes, Sordariales, Chaetomiaceae. The transcript has a single exon. The record is from RefSeq and is a predicted model, not a curated record.
GUCAAGCUUUCGGCCCCAGCUAACUAACCGUUUUAUUACUGUGAUUAUUCUGCUUUGUAAUGGUGUCGCUUAGGCUCACUUUUGAGCUAGGUACUUUCGUAUCUUCACACAGCCAUUGAAUUACAGUAGCCUUGUCGCAAAGAUUGCCCGCCAUCUCCAACCUUUUUGUAGACUCCCUUCUCCCCCGCAUGCUGCUUUCCAUCAGGUCUUGCGGGAAAACGAGCUUCCAGUUUCCGUCUCCUGCGCUCGGUCAACGAGUGGAUGCUGGGCCCCCUGAAUUGACUGGCCCCAGCACAAAAACGGCCCUGACGGCGCUAGGCACCACCCCAACCGGAAGUUUUGCGAGGGGCCCACUACCCCCGACGCGCGCAACUCCCGCAUUCGAAGCGUCCAGACAGAAUUCGCACCCAUUCAUCAAUUCACUCAAUCAACUCUCCCGUCGGCAGCCAUCGAUACUCGACCGACACGCAUACAGGCCGCCGCCUCGUCUCUUAUCAUCUGAGCGCCGGAUUCCAGGCCGUUUCGACACUCGCAGGCUUUUUCCCGACCAAAGAGCUCGCUGGUCUCGAAAUUGUUGUCCUUUGUGGCACUCGCUGACGGCCCCACAGUCUCGUUCACCAGCCAUCCAAUCCCCUUCCCGUCGUUCUCGCACGAACGGCUCAACAAGACGCACGAACGAAGCCUUUUCGCUGUCGAGGUACCCAAGCCACUGAAAGACUCAAUCUCGCUCAAUCGACAUUCGCCUUAGCUAUCUCAAUAUCGCUUCUAAUUUAUUACGACCGUUUCUGUUUGCUAUCGGCCGCAUCCAUAGCCUAGCGAAACCCCCUCCUACCUGACACAUCGUGCGACGACCAAGGAGGUUUACGUCGGGUCCUGACAACGCCUUUCGCCCACAACGCCCACAACAAAAAUAUUUUCGU